Messenger RNA from Triticum turgidum subsp. durum (durum wheat), 258 nucleotides. NCBI's taxonomy places the organism in Eukaryota, Viridiplantae, Streptophyta, Magnoliopsida, Poales, Poaceae. The record is from the annotation of a GenBank genome assembly.
AUGGAGCAGCGGGCGAAGGCAAGCGAGGUCGACGGCACGGCUGCCCACCAUGGCGCCCCACGCGAGUUCCUGGGUGCAGACACGGCGGAGAAGCAACGAGGCGGAGGCGACGACGUCGUCAGCGGUGGUGGCGGCGCCGCAAAGCUGGAGAAGGAGGAUGCGAAGGAGAAGACGGCGGCGGAGGGGGUGAAGCCGCUGCCGCACAAGCAGGUUCGGCAGCCCAGCGAUGUGUACAACCCGGAGCUCGAGCGCCUCUGA